UUAUGUUGGUGUUUCCUUUAUUAUGGCACUUACCUGUACAAUACUGCACUUAAAUAUAUAAUGCACCUUAUAAUAAUGUACCUACUGGACAAAAUGUAUAAUAUUAGUCAAUAGGUGUCUUCUAUAGACUAAUAGUAUCUUCAAUUUAGUCGCAAAUGACAGCUGUGUACUCACUGUUCAGAUUGACUCAACAACUGAUCUUAGUCUGAUGUAUAAACACUACAGACAUCCAUUUACUGGUCAAAGGUGUCAGCAUUGCAAAUUCAAAAUGCUCCAGAUGUCUUGCAAUAAUAACAUGUAUCAGACAUGUUUAUGUACCCAUUAGAUUAGGCUUCUUUGUCAUCUGAGUUGGCGUGGUUGCUUUUCACUAGCAAAGAGAUAUCCUGGUCAUAAAUAUGGAUGGACUUUGCUCUCUCUCUCGAAUUAGAAUUUAAGAGAGAGGGGGGAUAGAGCGAGGGAGAGGAAACCGAGGGGAAACGAGAACUAAACUCUGUCAUAUAAUCCUGAAUUAGUCUGACUGGUUGGUUGAAUCUGAUUCCACAGUAGCAGGUUCUCACAGAUAGAAUCAUCAUGUUGACUAGGGCUUGCCUGAGGAAAAUGAAACCAAACUCUCCAUACUUAGACAACUUUCUCAACACUGGUGAACAUCCUGAGGAUCAAAUAACAUAUGUGAUGUUCCAUGGCACCUCAGUAGAGGCUGCAGAGCUGAUUAAGAAGAAUGGCUUCAUACUAUCAAGAGCAGAUAUCAGCAUGCUUGGUGCUGGUGUUUAUGUUACACGGGACAUUCAAAAAGCCUGUAAAUACCCUCUUGGUGUUUCCAACUCUAAGAGAAGAGUACUAAAAGUCAGAGUGGAUGUAGGGAAGGUUAAGAUCAUAGACCAGCAGGAUCACCCCAUGCAGAAGACCUGGCAUACCGAGCAUGGAUAUGACACGGCCUGGGUUCCACCAGGUGUCGAUAUGGUAGAAAGCAACCGACAGGAGAACUGUGUCUACGACCCAAAGAGAAUCAAAGUCAUGGAGGUCAUGAAAGUAAACAAAAAGACCAUAUCUAGAUACCGUCAUCUACAGAGUGGAGUCACCCCUGAGGACAGCCAUGUCUAUGUGAUGUAUCAUGGAACAUCAAAACAGAUUGCUGUGAAAAUACAGAGAAAUGGCUUCACACCAUCUAGAGUUGGCAUGCUUGGUGCCGGUGUUUACCUCAGUCGAGACAUCCGAAAAGUCAUUAGAUACCCCAUUGGAGCCGAUGACUCAGACAAGAUGGUUCUGAAAGUGAAGGUGGAUGUUGGCAAGGUUAAGAUCAUUAACAAACAGGGUCACGACAUGCAAUACAACUGGCACACUAAGCAUGGGUAUGACACUGCCUGGGUUCCACCUGGUGUUGGCAUGGUGAAUAGCGACCAAGAGGAGGACUGUGUUUUCGACCCGAAGAGAAUCACAGUGCUGACAAUGCUGAAAGUGUCCACCAUGAAAAUGUUAAACCCGUCACUGUAGAACUGAUGGCGUUCUGCAUUCAGUGGGAGCAUCCAGCAUAACCUCAUGGUCAUCAGAAGAGGAUGGUUAGAAUCAGACAGACCCACAUGAUGCAGUUCAUAGGAAGAAGAAGCUAUAUUUUGCAGGCCCACAAGAUGAUUUCACAUGUCAAUCUAUAUGCAAUCAAUCAUUUAACCUCAUCAUAUCAAAUAUUCAUAUUUACGUGAUGUAAAUAAUGCAUGUGUAACAAUGAUCCUUGUUCCUAAAAUAAAUCUCAAAUAAACAAG
Oncorhynchus keta (chum salmon) is the source of this 1757-nucleotide messenger RNA. RefSeq lists its product as uncharacterized. The transcript is spliced from 4 exons. The record is from RefSeq and is a predicted model, not a curated record. The coding region runs from base 571 to 1491 and encodes 306 amino acids. Gene Ontology annotation, molecular function: NAD+ poly-ADP-ribosyltransferase activity. Gene Ontology annotation, cellular component: cytoplasm. NCBI's taxonomy places the organism in Eukaryota, Metazoa, Chordata, Actinopteri, Salmoniformes, Salmonidae.